AUAUAGAGUAUGUCAAGCAAAAAUUGUGUUUAUUUUUUGAUUUGGCUUAGAUUUCAACUUUAAACCGUGCACACAUUAAAUACAUUUAAAGUGCUGCCCCUUCGCUGCGAAUGGCAAAGUGAGGCGCUGCACGGUGAGUGGCACAUGAGUCAGCUGUUGAAUUUUCAAAGACUUGAGUGCUGCUUGGCUGCACUUUCACGUAGAAUUUCAACUAGCUGACUGCUGACUGAUCUAUCAUCAUUUUGGUGUAUUCCGUUGAGUUGUACGCACAUAUCUGAAAAAUGGGCGAUAGUUCGGACGAGGAAUAUCUGCACGCCGAAUGGGUGCCAUAUAGCGAGCGUGCCGAUUGGGGCGAUGUGACGCCACUGCCCCAAGACGAUGGCCCCAAUCCCGUUGUGGCCAUAUCGUACCGGCCAAAAUUUCGUGAGGUAUUCGACUAUAUGCGUGCCAUUAUUGCCCGGGGUGAGAAGUCGCAACGUGCCUUGGAUCUGACCACCGAAGCAUUGCGUCUCAAUCCGGCCAAUUAUACGGUAUGGCAAUACAGACGUGACAUAUUGCGUGAAUUGGAUGCGAAUCUGCAGCAUGAACUCGACUAUCUGGAGGAGGUGAUUGGCCAGAAUGCAAAGAACUAUCAAGUGUGGCAUCACAGACGCGUCAUCGUCGAAAUGAUGAACAAUGCUCAGUUCGAGCUGGAGCUGACACAAAAUGCCCUGGACAACGAUGGCAAUGCAAAGAACUAUCAUGCCUGGCAGCAUCGCCAGUGGGCCAUACGCACCUUCAAUCUGUACGAUGACGAGCUGGACUUUGUCGAUCGAUUGAUUUGCGAGGAUCCGCGCAACAAUUCGGCCUGGAAUCAGCGCUUCUUUGUGGUCAAACAUUUCGGCUUUACGCCGGAGGUGAUAGAACGGGAACUCGCCUACGCCAUGGAUCGCAUACGUGUGAUUAAAAACAACGAAAGUCCCUGGAACUAUUUGGUGGGUGUGCUGCGUCAAAGCAAGAGUGGGCAACUGAAUAGCAAUUCAGCGGUGGUGGCAUUCAGCGAGGGAUUGUACAAUGCCGGCAAUCGUUCUCCCUAUUUGAUGGCAUUCCUGAUUGAUCUAUACCAGGAGCAGGCGUUGCAAGAUCCCAGUGCCGGCGAGGCUGCACAAAAGGUGAACACAAUGUGCCUUGAUAUGGCCAACAAACAUGAUGUCAUUCGUCGCAAGUAUUGGGAAUAUGUGGCCAAUCAUCUGAAGAUACUGUUAAGCAAGCCUUCGCAAACGGAGCAGACUUAAAGAAUGCUCCGGUUCCUUAACCAGUUUGCCUAGUUUUAAACAAUGUACGUACCGCAGACCUUCUUUAUACAGAAAUACAUACCUCCUAAAAGUUAA
Drosophila grimshawi is the source of this 1370-nucleotide messenger RNA. RefSeq names its product protein farnesyltransferase/geranylgeranyltransferase type-1 subunit alpha (gene Fnta). The coding region runs from base 282 to 1274 and encodes 330 amino acids. Gene Ontology annotation, cellular component: protein farnesyltransferase complex; CAAX-protein geranylgeranyltransferase complex; cytoplasm. Gene Ontology annotation, biological process: protein geranylgeranylation; protein farnesylation. The transcript has 3 exons. The record is from RefSeq and is a predicted model, not a curated record. NCBI's taxonomy places the organism in Eukaryota, Metazoa, Arthropoda, Insecta, Diptera, Drosophilidae. Gene Ontology annotation, molecular function: protein farnesyltransferase activity; CAAX-protein geranylgeranyltransferase activity.